GAAGUCAGCUUCCGCUGAAGAAAUUCCCGCGAAGUUUGCAGAUAGUGCUGAUAGAGAGAUCAAACAUGGACAACGAUUUUUCUCGCCCAAGAGUGAAUUCAUCUAUCUUGUCGUCUUUUAAAGGAAGACAGGUGUGCGCCUUAGGAAUGGCAAAAAAUGUUGACAGCAACGGCCUUGCCCUGACACUGGCUACUGGAGAUGGAAAAGAAAUGAAAGUCACCAUGCAGGAACCACUGACUGAGUAUGUGGCAGGUUUGACAGAAAUCCAUGGCAGAGUUGACGACCGAGGUGCUGGUAUCGUGUGUGACCACUAUGUCCUGUUUCCUGAACAAGCAUCAAAUACUUUUGAUAUGCAGAUGUACAACCAGGCAGUGGAGCUGAUGACCCGUCUCCCUGACCACUAUCAGGUUGGGGUCAAGCAGUGAUGGACGCAGGAGCAGAGGCUGUGUUGUGUAGAUAUGGACAAAUGUGUUUGUAUGGAGUGUCAAGCGCUCGCUGACCCAAUCCUGACAUGUUCCUAGGAGAGAGGACACGCAUACGGGCAUCUCAGGUCGUCGAGUUAAGGGUAUGCUGCUGAUGUGUAUCGUUACUGGACGGUGUUUGAGUUGAUUAUCGUAUGCCGGUAAACACCAGUAUCAGACUCAGCCCCAGAUACGAUGUUAUAAUUUCUUUUCAGUUUAGAUCCAGUCUGAUACAUUUUUAUUAUCUGACCAAGGAAUGUGUGUGCAAACCAUCUGUGGCUGGCAGUUGUUUCUUUCCAAUAUUUUCAAAACCAGAGUAAUCGGAUGAAUUGUCAAAGCGAUGUAGAUAACGUGAACAAUGAUUAAAAUGUAUAUGCAAUAUCA
Messenger RNA from Haliotis rubra (blacklip abalone), 845 nucleotides. Its product is annotated as replication protein A 14 kDa subunit-like. Gene Ontology annotation, molecular function: single-stranded DNA binding; damaged DNA binding. Lineage: Eukaryota; Metazoa; Mollusca; Gastropoda; Lepetellida; Haliotidae. Gene Ontology annotation, biological process: double-strand break repair via homologous recombination; DNA replication; base-excision repair. Gene Ontology annotation, cellular component: nucleus; site of double-strand break; DNA replication factor A complex. The record is from RefSeq and is a predicted model, not a curated record. Bases 66 to 425 code for a protein of 119 amino acids. The transcript has 4 exons.